This is a messenger RNA of Drosophila innubila, 1164 nucleotides long. Its product is annotated as odorant receptor 94a-like. The record is from RefSeq and is a predicted model, not a curated record. Gene Ontology annotation, biological process: sensory perception of smell; detection of chemical stimulus involved in sensory perception of smell. Gene Ontology annotation, cellular component: plasma membrane. The transcript has 3 exons. Gene Ontology annotation, molecular function: olfactory receptor activity; odorant binding. Lineage: Eukaryota; Metazoa; Arthropoda; Insecta; Diptera; Drosophilidae. The coding region runs from base 1 to 1164 and encodes 387 amino acids.
AUGGAGAAGUAUAAGGAUCGCACGAGUUCUAUGCAUUUGUUCUUGAAGAUCAUGAGAGUCUUUGGUGUGUGGCCCUGGUCACCAGCAACCAAGGAUGAGUUACCAAUUCUUGUUUUCAUCAAGGAAAUCUAUCGCUAUCUGCUGCACUUGCCGUUCACCUUUAUCUUCAUUGGAUUGAUGUGGAUGGAGGCAUUCGUUUCGACCAACUUGGAGCAAGCUGGGCAGGUGUUGUACAUGUCCAUCACUGAAUUGGCUCUCAUUGUAAAAAUCCUGAACCUCUGGUAUCGAAGAACGGCAGCCUGGCAAUUGAUGCAUCAUCUUCAAAAUGCACCUGAAUAUGAAUUCCGAUCUCAGGAUGAAAUACGAUUCUGGCGAGGGGAGCAGCAAAGCUUCAAGUGGUUCUUCUGUUUGUACGGUCUUGUCGCUCUGUGUGUGGUAUACAGCGGCUGCAUUGGAGUCCUGUUCCUCAAGGAAUAUGUGCUUCCCUUUGCCUACUUUGUUCCCUUUCAGUGGCAGAACGAAAAAGGAUAUUGGUAUGCUUAUGGCUUUAGUGUGGCCGGGAUGACAGUAACCUGCAUCUCGGAUGUGACUCUGGACAUUAUCGGAUGCUACUUUAUGUUUCACGUAUCACUGCUCUAUCAACUGCUGGGCAUGCGACUUAGAUCCUUGGGGAAUGUGGACAAUGAGUUGGAAUUUGAGCAGCAGCUCCGCCUGAUUUUUAAAAUGCAUAAUCACAUACGCAGAAUAACGGUGGAGUGUGAAACCCUCGUAUCGCCCCACGUUCUCUCCCAAAUUAUACUCAGUGCUUUCAUACUCUGCUUCAGCGGCUAUCGUCUGCAACAUGUUGGAGUUCGUGCCAAUCCUGGCCAAUUUAUAUCUAUGCUACAGUUUGUCAGUGUCAUGAUCUUACAGAUAUUCUUGCCUUGCUAUUAUGGCAACCAGAUCACAUUCCAUGCCAAUCAGUUAACAAACGAGGUCUACAACACCAAUUGGCUGCAGUGCACUCCUCACCUCCGAAAACUCCUUAAUAUCUACAUGGAACACCUGAAACGCCCUGUGAUAAUUCGUGCUGGUUACUUCUUUGAUGUGGGACUUCCGAUUUUUGUCAAGACCAUCAAUAAUUCAUAUAGUUUUUUGGCACUGCUGCUGAAUGCAUCGAAAUGA